Molecule: messenger RNA, 2901 nt
Organism: Bufo bufo (common toad)
Lineage: Eukaryota; Metazoa; Chordata; Amphibia; Anura; Bufonidae
Source: RefSeq, a predicted model, not a curated record
AUGCUUUGUAUGGACCCUCCACUGCUGCAGUUUGUAAACAAGCAGCAGAAGGACUGGAUUGUUAGUGCAGAGAACAGCGCUGGAGAAAGAGGUACCUCGAGCAGGACUGUUAGAGUGAUCUCCAAUCAAAAUCUUCUUCACCUGCAUGAGGACCCUACAGACUGCACCAACAAGCAUCUGUUACUCAGUGCAGGUCGCAAAGAGCUCUGGUCUAAACUCUCGGCCGAAAUUAAAAUGGUACGUCUAUCCAGAACGCAUAAAUGUAAGCGAUACAAUGAGGAUAUUACUCGCAAACUGUUGGAGGAGCCUGUGAACAAUUUCUCAGUCCCCGUGAGAAGGCUGGGCCGGGUUCUCUCAUUCAGCAAGGAAUGCGGAUUUGGCUUCAUAUGCGAUUUGGAAACCAACAGAGACUAUUAUGUCAAUCGCAGGUCUGUUAAAUAUAAGGAGCUCCCCAGUUGGCUCCACAGCCGGUAUGCCAAUGAGACUGUAGAAUUCAUCCCCGCAGAGGGUACACUUGGCCCCUAUGCCACAGCAGUGAUUUGCCUGGGACAGCCCUGUAAUUUGGGGAAUAUGAAAGAUCCCGAAGCCUGGGAACCUGCUGAGGAUCCAGAGGUUGAAGAGGAAGAGGAGCUAGAACCAGAGAACCCUGCCACCUCUGUGAAGCCUGAUGUGAGAUACUCAUCCCGUUUUUUACCAAGCCAGAACGAGUAUGCCACUGGCUUUGCAGUCACUAAUAUUUUGUGGCAACCUGCCAUUGCCACCAGGGAUCCAGUUGUCCCCCCCAAAGCUAAGCAGAAGCAUCCAAGGGCCAAGCUGGAAGCCACAUUUAUAAUUGAAGCCUUGAAACAAACUAUCAGUCAGCUGGUAGAGGAUCUGACUUUGCAGCUACCCACUGAAACGUGGAGGAAAGUAGCAGAUUCCACAGUACAUACACAGCUAGCUCAGCACACUGUGAGCAAGGAGAGGCAGAAGAACAAGUUCUGCAUUUUGUUAUCCCGAACUGCAAACAGCCAUACCAGUGAAGAACUGACAUGGAGGCGAAAGGAGGAAACAAGGACAGUGCAAAACAAAGAGAAAUGGGUGCAGAAUCUUUCAGACCGGGUUCUCAGCCAGCCUGAGAUGGAUGUCCUUGCUAAAGGGUUGAAUUUUGCAAUCAUACCAAGAACCAUACCAAUAGUUGAUAUUAUUUCAGCCACUGAAGCCUCAAUCCACAGCAACAAAGUACCACAGGGUGAGGCAGAACAACUCCGCCUUAAAGUGUCUGCAGAUCUGGCCAGUGCCAAACCACCUCCUUCAAACUUGACUAGAGAAGAAAGGAAGGCGGUUACAUCCCUGAAGAAAGACACAAACAUCUCCAUCCUGCCUGCGGAUAAAGGAAGAUGCAUGGUUGUACUUAAUACAUCUGACUACGAUGCCAAGGUGACCACACUCCUGGAUGAUAACAACACAUAUGAGGCCCUAAGACGAGACCAAACCAGUGGCUACAAGAAGAAGGUUAUAGAACUACUACAACAACUAGAAAAGGACAAAAUCAUUGAUCGGGCCAUGUAUCAUCGCCUCUACCCUGGGGAAGCCCCUCCAUGUAUUUAUGGACUUCCUAAGAUACAUAAGGAUGGGACCCCUCUCAGGCCAAUUGUCAGCAGCAUCAACUCUGUGACCUGCAAUGUGGCAAAAUACUUAGCCAGAAUCCUAGCGCCCUUGGUUGGAAACACACAACAUCACAUACAGAACUCUCAGGAUUUCACCACCAAAAUCCAGAACUUGGUAUUCGGCACAGAAGAAACAAUAGUCUCCUAUGAUGUUACAUCCCUCUUCACCCGCAUACCCACUACAGAGGCAAUUGAAACAGUCAGGAAACAGUUGCUACUAGACAACACCUUAGGCUGCAGAACAGAACUUAGCCCAGACCAAGUGUGUGCCUUACUGGACCUUUGUCUGAGUACCACCUACAGGGACAAGUUCUACAAGCAAAAACAUGGCAGUGCUAUGGGAUCGCCAGUCUCACCUAUUAUAGCGAACAUGUAUAUGGAGGAAGUAGAAAGGAAAGCCCUGACCACUUUCAAGGGAAUUACACCGAGUCAUUGGUUCAGAUAUGUGGAUGACACUUGGGUUAAAAUUCAUAAACAAGAGUUACAGGCUUUCACCGACCACAUCAACUCAGUGGAUCAUAACAUCAAUUUCACGCGGGAAGAGAUGCAGAACAACAAACUGGGGUUUCUGGACUGUCUUAUAACAGUGGAAGAGGGAAGGAAGCUGGGAAUAGAGGUCUAUCGAAAACCAACAUACACAGACCAGUACCUGCUAUUUGAUUCCCACCAUCCUCUAGACCACAAACUGGGAGUCAUCCAGACUCUACACCACCGGGCAGAGAAAAUCCCCACCAGCACAGAGGCCAAGGCAAAGGAAUUCAAACACCAUAGGGCACUUAAAACUUGUGGGUAUCCAAAUAGGGCCUUUGUCAAAACAGAAGGAAGGAGAAGAAAGAGCACUACCAGUGAGGGCGAGAAGCAUGACAGACGGAAGAAUAUGGUUUUCCCAUAUGUAGCUAGGGUGUCUGAGAAACUCAAAAGGAUUUUUAAUAAACAUCACAUCCUUGUCUGCUUUAAACCCAGCAACACACUGAGGCAACAACUGGUUCACCCAAAAGACCCAACGCCUAAACACAAGAUGGACAACAUUGUGUACGCAGUCCAGUGUAAUGAGGAAUGCUCAGAACUGUAUAUCGGCGAAACAAAACAACAACUACAUCAGCGUAUGGCUCAGCAUAGAAGAGCCAAAACCUCUGGUCAAGAUUCAGCCGUGUACUUACAUCUAAAAGAAACAGGUCACACCUUUGAAGACAGUCAAGUACGUGUUUUGGAUAAGGAGGCCGAUUGGUACAAACGAGGUGUGAAGGAGGCC